This is a messenger RNA of Felis catus (domestic cat), 912 nucleotides long. Its product is annotated as coiled-coil domain-containing protein 169-like. The transcript has a single exon. Bases 126 to 770 code for a protein of 214 amino acids. The record is from RefSeq and is a predicted model, not a curated record. Lineage: Eukaryota; Metazoa; Chordata; Mammalia; Carnivora; Felidae.
GUCAGUUCACCACGGCAACAGCUUAUGACAACACUUUCUUCUCCCCAGCUUCUGGGUGUCCCUUCAGGUCUUCUGCUGUAAGCUGUGCUGAGGGGAAGGGUGUGGGAGGUCUCUGACCUCACACCAUGGGGGACAGAAGAGGUGACAACUUCGAAAGUAGGGACACUGACUGCCUUAAAUUGGAGUUAAUGGAAGAAAUCCACAUGAGAGACUUAGUACAGCUUUCAAUACUUGAAUUAAGACAGGAGAUAGUGAAACUGGAAGCCAAACUCAAUACUGAAAAUAAAGGUGGUGAAUGGAAAACACGUUAUGAAGUCCAACUUGGACUGAAUGAUCAUCUAGUAAAGCAAAUUGCUACUCUCAAAGAGAAAAUGGAAAAACUCCGUGGAGAUCCUUCAGAUAGACUAUCUUCUAUUCGUGUCUAUGAGCGAAUGUCAGUGGAAUCCUUAAAUACAUUACUUAAACAGUUAGAAAAAGAAAAAAGGAGUCUUGAAAAUCAAGUGAAAAAUUGUGCACUUAGAUUGGAACAAGAGUCAAAGGCUUACCACAAAACCAGUGAUGAAUGCCGUGCAUACCUAGCUGAAAUGUCUCAGAUCUCUAGCUCACACCAAGUUUCUAAAAGGCAACAGAUGGAUCAACUUCAUAGAAUGAAACAGAAUCAUGUGAAAACAGGAAGAUGUAAUCCAACUAAUCAGAAGAUAGUAAAUGCCAAGAAAGGACCAGCAAAAAAGAUUACAAGAUCAAACCAUUUUCCAAAACUCAAUCUGUGAUUUCAAAACUGGGUGGAUUUCUACUUCUUCCCUUUCUUCAUCUGUAAUAUUCAACUCAUGAAGUUAAUGUUCAGCACAUUUUUGGGGUAAUGAAAUAAUUUUUUUUAAAAAGAGCCAUUAAACCUCUUUGGCUCCUCUUCCA